Molecule: messenger RNA, 591 nt
Organism: Closterium sp. Naga37s-1
Lineage: Eukaryota; Viridiplantae; Streptophyta; Zygnematophyceae; Desmidiales; Closteriaceae
Source: the annotation of a GenBank genome assembly
AUGGACGAUCGAGGCAAGUUCAUAUUCAUCUCCCCAGACGAGAUGAAGGCUGUAGCGAGUUACAUCCGGGCAUCGGGGCGGUGGCGCAUAUCAGGAGUGAUGGACGAUCGAGGCAAGUUCAUAUUCAUCUCCCCAGAAGAGAUGAAGGCUAUAGCGAGCUACAUCCGGGCAUCGGGGCGAGUGAGCAUCGCGGAUCUAGCAGCACGCUCCAACGAGCUCAUUGAUUUGGACGCUAAGGCUGAGGAGGAGAAUGGGGCUGUUGGGGAUGCGGGUGGUGGGGGAGGGGAAGGAGGGAUAUCGUGGGAGGAUAUUGCAGUGGAGGAGGCGAUAGGGGCGGAGGGAGGGGGUGGUGGCUUGGAGAUGGGGCGAGUGAGCAUUGCGGAUCUAGCAGCGCGCUCCAACGAGCUCAUAGACCUGGACGCUAAAGGGGAGGAGGAGAACACAGUUGGGGGGGAUGGUGGGGGAGAUGGGAAUGCAGGAGGUGGGAUUUCGUGGGAGGAUAUUGCAGUUGAGGAAUCAGUAGGGCUGGAGGGGGCGGGUAGUGGUGGGGUGGAGGUGGGUCAAGAGCAGAUGGCUGUGGGUGCUGCGUGA